GGGGUGUGGCUGUGUCCCAGGGCGGGGAAUCGCGUAAUGGCGGACGCGGGCCGGUUGAGCGCGGCUGGGGGCGUAGCGCGCUGAGGGGGGUUUGGCUGUGUGGCAUCUCCGGAGGCGGCCCACGGGAAGAAGACCCCGUGCGGAGAAGGGCGGCUGGUAGGCCUCUCUGUCGCUGAGGGCGACCGCACGAGACCAGGUUGUUUUUCAUCAUUCAGAGCAUUGCCUGAAGCAGGUCCACCAUGCCGUUAGUAACGAGGAACAUCGAGCCAAGGCACCUGUGCCGUCAGACGUUGCCUAGCGUUAGAAGCGAGCUGGAAUGCGUGACCAACAUCACCCUGGCAAAUGUCAUCCGACAGCUGGGCAGCCUGAGUAAAUAUGCAGAGGACAUUGUUGGAGAGCUCUUUACUCAGGCAAAUACCUUUGCCUCUCGGGUAAGUUCCCUUGCUGAGAGGGUCGACCGCCUACAAGUUAAAGUCACUCAGCUGGAUCCCAAGGAAGAAGAAGUGUCACUGCAAGGAAUCAACACCCGGAAGGCCUUCAGAAGCUCUACUAUUCAAGACCAGAAGCUUUUUGACAGAAACUCUCUCCCAGUACCUGUCUUGGAAACAUAUAACACCUGUGAUACUCCUCCACCUCUAAAUAAUCUGACCCCUUACAGGGACGAUGGGAAAGAGGCACUCAAAUUCUACACAGACCCUUCGUACUUCUUUGAUCUUUGGAAGGAGAAGAUGCUGCAGGACACCAAGGAUAUCAUGAAAGAGAAGAGAAAGCAUAGGAAAGAAAAGAAAGAUAAUCCAAAUAGAGGGAAUGUAAAUCCACGUAAAAUCAAGACACGGAAGGAAGAGUGGGAGAAGAUGAAGAUGGGACAGGAGUUUGUGGAAUCUAAAGAAAAGCUGGGGCCUUCUGGGUAUCCACCCACCUUGGUGUACCAGAACGGCAGUAUUGGCUCUGUUGAAAAUGUGGACGCAAACAGCUACCCACCACCACCGCUGUCAGACUCCACUUCUCCACCUUCUCCUUCCUUCUCUGAGGACAGCUUGCCUCCCCCACCAGCAGAAUUCAGCUGCCCAGCAGACAGCAACCAAAGAGGGCCUGGCUUAGCUGGACCCAAAAGAUCCAGUGUGGUCAGCCCAAGCCACCCACCACCAGCUCCUCCUCUGGGCUCUCCACCUGGCUCCAAACCCGGGUUUGCUCCACCGCCUGCCCCUCCGCCGCCUCCUCCAAUGAUGGGCGUUCCACCCCCGCCACCGCCCGGAGGAUUUGGGCUUCCAGGGACCCCACCACCACCUUCACCCUCAUCUUUCCCACCUCACCCCGAUUUUGCUGCCCCUCCACCUCCUCCCCCACCGCCCACAGCUGACUACCCAACUCUGCCACCACCUCCCUUGCCCCAACCAGGAGGAGGUGCACCUCCCCCUCCCCCCCCUCCUCCUCCUCCGGGGCCCCCUCCUUUCCCUUCCAGUGGUGCAGAAAACCCGUCUGUUGCACCACCACCACUUUCUGACGCCACCAAGCCUAAGUCAUCCUUGCCUCCUGUGAGUGAUGCCCGCAGCGACUUACUUUCAGCCAUACGUCAAGGCUUCCAGCUGCGCAGGGUUGAGGAGCAGCAAGAACAAGAGAAGCGUGAUGUUGUGGGCAACGACGUAGCCACCAUCUUGUCCCGUCGAAUUGCCGUGGAGUAUAGCGAUUCGGAAGAUGAUUCCUCUGAAUUUGAUGAGGAUGACUGGUCGGAUUAACUCUUUCUGCCUGCUACCCACCUCUUCUUUCUUUCCUCCUGCUGCUUUCUUUGAUGCAUAUCCCAGCAGUCUAAUGCAGGGGGAAAGGGAGGAAAAAGAAUUUCAAGGGGCCAAAGUCUUCCCUGACGCAACCAAAGAUAUAUCCGAGUGCUUCCUCCAAAUCAACAUAUAUUUUCCCAUUUCCCCAUAGAGGUCCCCAGAUUCAGUAGCUGAGAUCUUCCCUCUUCAAGUAACUGUUGCAUAUUGAGAGAAGGAAAUACUCCAAAGCAGAUCCCUUCGAUUGGGUUUAGAUUGGAGUUAAUAACUUCCCUUGGGAGCCAUGUUCAACUGUGGUCUCCUUCCAAAAUUCUUACCCUUCAAAUAAUACCAGCCAUCUUCUGGUCCUAAAGCCUGCCCCUUUAGGGGCAGCCCCUAUCCUUGCAGCCCCUUUCCUGCGCACCAAGAGGGCUGAGCAGGCCACAUGCCCGAGCAGCCAGACUGCCACACCUUCUGCCCUGGUCAGCAAGAUGAGCUUCCCUUUGCUAAGCCAUGUCUAUGUCUGGACGCCCUUUAUUCUAGAAGCCAUGAGGCCCUAAGGAGUGUCUUCCCCUUUGCCCAGAAAUGGUGCCUUUGUGAAGGCUGAGUUUGUUGCCUCCUUCCCAAGCCCUUUCUCCAGAGUAUGGUGUUCAGGUGUCCCUUAAAUGGCCCUCCCUCGCUACCAGGUGCUCUAGCUACCAUGGCCCAGUUCAAACUUCUAAUACCCAUGACCAAACUAGCCCCAAUGCGCAGGGAUCUGACCUCUGCUGACUGUCAGGAGCCAAGCUUAGAGACUCAGGACUGCAGAAUUGGUGGAACUCCUUGGAAUCCUACGCCCUUAAUGACGCUGAAAUGUAGAAAUGGGAAAUGACUUGCUUUGGGUCAUACUUUGGAUAGUGACAGAACUCUAGAGCCCAGAAUUCCCGAUUCCAAGUCACCUCUGCCUUCUGGGACCAAAUAGUGAGCACUUGAUAGAAUCUAGGCAGAACAGUCUUGGCUCUGUGCUACUCCAGACCUCACCGUAGGUGGGAGUCCAGUAGGAGAGCUCAGAGCCGGUGCCAGGCCUAUCCGUGCUGCUCAGAGCCUGUAGCCUGUCUUACAAUUCUCUGCUCCCCCUUUACUAUCACCACUGAACCACAUGACCUUGGGAGCUACCCUUCUGGGGGACCAGAGGUAGUGAGAGAAGGAAGGGGAUACACAGCUUUGACAGGUGCUGUUUUCAAUUCCUCUGCAAUUUGUCCCCCUUUUAUUUCCCCAGUUCAAGCAUAGGUUCUGCCAGCUGUAGAAACUUCAGUCCCUCGGGCUCAUGGCUGCCGCAGGUAGCUGCCUAGGGGGGCCUGGCAGCCGUGAGGAGGGCUGAAAGGCAGAGGGGCUCUGGCUGUCGUUUCCAGCUCCCACCUCAGCGCGUGCAGUGAUGUUCCCUCCCACGCUCCCCCUCUUCCCAGAGCUAAUACACAGGUGCUAUUAUUCAGAAAAAAACUGGUCAGCUUUGGCCAACAGUGAGGUUUCUUCUCUUCUGCCCUAACUAUUGUGUAGCCUCUGAAACCGGCUUCUCCUGGCUUCUCUGGCUUUCAGAGCCCUGAAACAAAGAGAAACAGGAUCUGUCUCUACCCAGCACAGCAAAUGGUUGUAGUAAUUGCCAAAGCCCUCAUAAAGCCCUCCGGCUUGAGGAGUGCGUGUAAUCAUGGCUACUACCGCUGUGCCCGGGCUGGCUGCUCCCCCCUGCCUCCUCUCUGUGAACUCCCAGCACGGGGGGCCAAGCCUUUAGGGGCCCUCGUGCCCUCCUGCUGGGGCUGCUGCCGAGUGGACCCUCCUCCCCCUCCUCACAUCAUGUGUCUGGCACAGGGCUGGCCUCAUGCUCUGGUGCUGAGCAGUCCAGGCUGUGUGUGCUCCCGCCUGACACAUUGGAAGCUGAAGGUGCUUUCUUCAGAACCCUAAAAUGGCUGUUGAAGGUGUCCCUGGCUGCAGCCCAGCGGUGGCUGGAGAGGCAGGUGGAGGGCAGUGGUUCUCCCAAACAGGAGUCCUGGGGCCUGGCCAGGCCAGGGUUUGGGCCUAAGGGCUUUGACUAAAUUACUCCCAUCCCCCUCUGUUCCAGAAAAGGGGGAGCCAGAGCCACUCUCUUAUCAUUCUGCUCUGACCUUGAAGGGGGCGGUGUUGGCAUGGCUUCUGGAAUGGACACAGUUCGCCCUGGAAAGGGCUGGGGGCAGAAGGGGGGGGCACUGCCUGCGGAAGGUAGGAUUAGAUCAUUAGCUCAGUGACCUCCUAGGGUUUCGAUGUGCUGUGUUCUCAUCCUACAGCUGGUUUGGUAAUGAUCUGCAAGUCCCGGAGAGCAACAGCACAGCUCUGCCUGACGCUCUCAUUAAAAUCUAUGCAGCCAAGCUCAGCUUUGUAGCAGCCGGCCUCGUGCAGCCUCCUUACCCGGGGGGGGGGGGGGGGGGGGGGGGGCUGGGGACCCAGUCAGCCGAGAGGCCCUCUGGGCUCUAUUUAUGCAUAUGUGUACCAAAAAACAAAACAAAAAAAACCCCACUUCCUUAAACCCAGAGCCCUUUAAGAUGAUAAAGGACCUUAUGCAGGUAAUUGUGUGUCUUUAGAAUCCUGUAAUUGUAGAAUGCAAAGUUUAGUGAUACUUAAACUGGGCCGAAGCUGGGGAGUGUGUGCAGCAGUGGCUCCUGAGGACUCUUAAGCGCUGAAGGCAAGGAGCCACCUCCCUUCCCCAGUCUGCCCAGCCCCGGAGACCUGCCCCCAUUCCUGUGGCCCAGGGACCCAGCUUCCAUCGGCAGUGUCAGAAGUGACUUGUGGCUUUGCCAUGGUUGUGAGAGGACUACAUUCCAAAGGAGCGGUCACAGGGAGGGGGCAGGCUGUGCGAUCCCUCGGAGGCUCAGAGCAGCUGGCCCAAGCUCCAGCUUGCCUCCAGCGGAAGCUCAAGCGCCCUCAGAAACGACCCUGGCCAAUGUCACCGCAGAGCCGAGGCGGUGUUGUCAGGGCUAAUGUGAAAUCUCUUCCCGUGGCGCCGGUCCUCCGGCUCUGCAGCGCCAGCUUGGACAGAUUGAGGUCUCUGUGGCUUUGGUGACCCUGCUUAAGCAUUCCCACCGUGUCCCAGCUUUGCUCUCAGCCUGCCUCCCUCCGCAGUCCCCCUCACCUGACCUCCGGGCCUGGGGAGGGGGCCGGUGCCCCAGGGUGAGGGGCUUUUGCUCAGGAGAGAUGUCAGGCCUCUUGGGGGCUUCAGGCUUUGAGCUCUCCUGGGGUCCAGCAGACCUGGGACCAGGUGUCACUAGGAGAUACGCCUCAUUCUGUGCCUCAGUGAGGGCUAGGGAACAAUUCUGUUACUGUAUUAACUUGACUCAGUUAACUCACUUGAGAAACUAACCAAUUUUUACUUCCUGUCUAGAAUGAUGUACAUGUAGAAGCGUGAGCUGUUAUGUUCCCAAAGUGCCUUGUUUUCUCUGAUAUGAAUAUAUUUAUAAGGACCUAUUCCAGUGGAUUCUAGGUGUGGUUGCCACGUCGAUUUCAGGGAGUGGGCAUCUGUGUAGUAGGGAUACAGUCUGGAAGUGCGUCCCUCUCCCAUGAGGGUAGGAUUAAACCAAAUCCCUGAGGUGACCCCUUCUUCUUCACCCUACUCCUCUUAGACCCCUAGGAGGAUGUCCAGUUUUUUAAAGCCCUGUGGCUCCAAGCCUGGUCUCCUUUGUUUCCCUGCCAGGCCCAUGUGUGGACCACAUUAGCACCCGGUGACCUGAGGAUUCCAAGUAACGAUUUUAUGUUAUACAUGCAUAUAUGUAAAUGCCAACAUUUUAAAUAAUUUGAUAAAUCUUUGUAGCUACUCA
This is a messenger RNA of Mustela lutreola (European mink), 5572 nucleotides long. It is a transcript of the gene WASF2, whose product is annotated as WASP family member 2. The record is from RefSeq and is a predicted model, not a curated record. NCBI's taxonomy places the organism in Eukaryota, Metazoa, Chordata, Mammalia, Carnivora, Mustelidae. Gene Ontology annotation, biological process: positive regulation of Arp2/3 complex-mediated actin nucleation; actin cytoskeleton organization. Gene Ontology annotation, cellular component: cytoskeleton. Gene Ontology annotation, molecular function: Arp2/3 complex binding; actin binding; protein kinase A regulatory subunit binding.